Miscanthus lutarioriparius is the source of this 1941-nucleotide messenger RNA. NCBI's taxonomy places the organism in Eukaryota, Viridiplantae, Streptophyta, Magnoliopsida, Poales, Poaceae. The record is from the annotation of a GenBank genome assembly.
AUGCCACCGUCGGCCCUUCUCUUUCUGCUCGUCGCCCACCUCGCCGCCGGCGAGCCCACAUCCACCACGGCCCUCACUGCCACCCCGUCGACGCUGACCAAAUCAGACCACGCAAUCACCCUCCGAUGGUCGGGCCUCCCCGACCCGAGUCCGCUCGACUACGUCGCCGUCUACUCCCCGCCGUCCUCCGGCGACCUCAAUUACCUCGGCUUCCUCCUCCUCAACUCCUCCGCCUCCUGGGCCACGGGUGCCGGCAGCCUCACGCUCCCGCGCCUGCCCGACCUGCGCGUCCCCUACCAGUUCCGCCUGUUCCGAGGACGACGGCGCGUUGACCAGCAGGACGGCGACACGCUCCCCGACGCCAGCCACCGCGCCGCCGUCUCCGGCAAUGUGGCCUACGAGGGAUCUGGCGCCCGGCCCGCUCAGCUGCAUCUGGCGUUCACCGACAAGGUGGACGAGAUGCGGGUGCUGUUCGUGUGCGGCGACGACGGGAGGAGGUUCGUGAGGUACGGGCCCGCUGGUCGGCGAGAGGAGGAGUGGGAAGAGGUGCCGGCGGAGGCGAGGACAUACGAGCAGCGGCACAUGUGCGACUACCCGGCGAACGACAGCGUCGGGUGGCGGCACCCUGGGUUCGUCUUCGACGGCGUGAUGAAGGGAUUGCAGCCUGGGACAAGGUACUUCUACAAGGUUGGCAAUGGCAAUGAUUCAGGAGGUUGGAGUGAGACAUAUAGCUUCAUCUCACGUGACAUUGAGGCCAAUGAGACCAUUGCAUUCCUCUUUGGUGAUCUGGGCACUUAUGUUCCUUACAACACCUACUUUCGAACACCUCAAGAAAGUUUGUCAACUGUGAAAUGGAUCCUCCGUGAUCUUCAAGCCCAUGAAGACAAAGCUGCAGUCAUUUCACAUAUCGGUGACAUCAGCUAUGCUAAAGGUUAUGCAUGGUUAUGGGAUCAUUUCUUCGAACAGAUUGAACCUAUUGCUGCGAAUACACCAUACCAUGUCUGCAUUGGAAAUCAUGAGUAUGACUGGCCUUCCCAACCUUGGAAACCCACCUGGGCUGCAAACAUAUAUAAUGGGAAGGAUAGCGGCGGUGAAUGUGGUGUACCAUACAGCAUCAAGUUCAGAAUGCCUGGAAACUCCUCUUUCCCUACUGGCACCAGUGCUCCUGACACUCGGAAUCUCUACUACUCAUUUGAUGCAGGUGUUGUUCAUUUUGUUUACAUGUCCACUGAAACUGAUUUCACUCAUGGCAGUGAUCAGUACAACUAUAUAAAAGCUGACCUUGAGAGUGUCAACCGGAGUCGAACACCAUUCAUCGUGUUCCAGGGUCACCGACCGAUGUACACCUCAAGCAAUGAGGUCAAGGACACAGCUCACAGGGAGCAGAUGAUUCAGCAUCUGGAACCUCUCUUUGUGAAACACAGCGUGACACUUGCUCUGUGGGGGCAUAUUCACAGGUAUGAGAGAUUCUGCCCCAUGAAGAACUAUCAGUGCCUUAACACGUCGUCAAGCUUUGUGUACCCUGGUGCUCCUGCUCAUGUUGUGAUCGGGAUGGCUGGGCAAGAUUACCAGCCAAGCUGGGAACCGAGACCUGACCACCCCAAAGUUCCCAUAUUCCCUCAGCCACAGAGGUCCAUGUACCGCAGCGGUGAGUUCGGGUACACGAAACUUGUGGCCACAAGGGAGAAGUUGACACUAGCGUACAUUGGGAACCAUGAUGGGCAAGUCCAUGAUAUGGUUGAAAUACUCUCGCGGCAAGUCGAUACUGAUAGCACACCUGAUGAGCAUAAGCUGGUUGGUGUGAUGCCAAAAAAAUUGACAUAUAUGGCAAUUGCUGGCUGUGUGAUGGUUGCGAUGCUGCUCGGUUUCAUGGCUGGCUUCGCUGUUAGAAAGAAGACGGACUCUGCACACUGGACUCCUGUAAAAGAUGAGGAAUCCUAA